CGACGGCCGCGGCGCGCAUGCGCGGCGUCGUGGACGCGGGCGCGCGGAACGUCGCGGAGCUCAGGAGGAAGGGCGACCCCGAGGUCGACGAGCUCGUGUGCUCGACGACGAUCGUGCAUAAUCAGUUGAUCAACCUCGUCGCGGAAGACAACGCCAUCGAGGACACAAUCUAUCACCUCCACCGCGCACUCAACUCCGGCCGCAUGGACCUGGAGAAAUUCAUCAGGACCGCGCGCGCACUGGCUGAGGAGCAGUUCAUGAAGCGCGCUCUGAUCGAGAAGAUCCAGGCCGGGCUGCCCCCAGGAGACUCCGACAUGCGCUGGACGACGCCGGCGGAGUGGAGCUAGCCAGCCACUCCGACCGAACGACAGCGGAGGGCGACUCGGGCACCCCUGGGGACUCGCGUGACCGCCCAGCAGGCAGUAGGGUGCCCGUCCGCGGAUCUGGCUACGUGGUUUGGUUCAGGUAGUAGGGAAGCGGCGCGGGGUGGCAGGUUCUGAUAGGCUGUACCGCUCCGAUGAAUCGAGACCUUCCUGACUGACGCUGCUGCGUGGGACGAUCAACGAUCCUCUGGCACCAUUGGGACACACUGUGCAGGAUUCGCAGAGUGGCUCGCGGG
This is a messenger RNA of Fomitopsis serialis, 619 nucleotides long. RefSeq names its product Vps23 core domain-containing protein. Gene Ontology annotation, molecular function: ubiquitin binding. Gene Ontology annotation, cellular component: ESCRT I complex. Gene Ontology annotation, biological process: endosome to lysosome transport. The transcript is spliced from 3 exons. The record is from RefSeq and is a predicted model, not a curated record. The coding region runs from base 18 to 347 and encodes 109 amino acids. Lineage: Eukaryota; Fungi; Basidiomycota; Agaricomycetes; Polyporales; Fomitopsidaceae.